GGCUGAUUUUUUAUCUCUUCACUAAAAGAAAAUCAGAGUACGAGAAUCAUUUACGGAAAUGGAGUCAUCCAUUUCCGUAAAUUUUCAAUUUUAGGUACAGUCAUGAGCAAUAUAAUGUACCCACUUUAGGACUCUAUCACACUAGCAUAUUGGACAUUUAGUGAGACUUACAGUUUCAAUUUGUCAAAAAAAAUAAUGUGACAUGUUACCAAAGUGUAUACGUAUUAAUGCUCGUGACCGUACCUUUUUGUAUUAAAUGGUUAACAAAGUGAUUUUUGUGAUAUGUCCCCACCACCGGGAAUCGAAUCCGGAACCUCCGACUCGUUAGCCAAACGCUCAACCGCUAGACCACGGAGUGCAGUUUUACGAAAAUAAACGGACAACAUACAAUAUACGUGCAACAUUCUGUGACAAACGGAAUUUGUAAGUUGGUACGUUAAUUUAUCGAUAAUUUACAGUUAUUUUUGCGUGUAGACGAUUCUAAUCCCGUUGCAAGUAUCAAGGGAAUUUUGUUGACUUGUGUAUUCAUAAUUCUAUUUAAUACAGAGCUAUAAAAAACAAAUAAGGUAGAUACUUUAGGUAUGUUUUAGGUCAACAAAUAGACACAGACCUGAGGGUGCUCAGUUGGGCGCGAACCUCGGCUCAGGGCGUCGUCUGAAGCCUGGGACCAUAGAAUAAAUAAUAAUACUUGUAGAAUCCUAACUUCCACCCACACCAACUCGUAUCGGACGCAGACCUCACCCCCCUCUCUGAGUCUUAAAUGGCCGUAAGCCGCUAAGAAAUAAGAGGGAGCAUAUAGACUGUCUGUCACACUCACACUUGUGCGUUCGACGGCACACGGUAAGACUGGGAUUCCUAAUACCUAAAAUAAAACUGGUUUAACAGUUUCGAAAAAUAAGCAGCCGGUUGGAAAGAGGCAAGUUUGAUUGAAAAUAAGUUUUCUUCUUUACGAUCUUUAGAGAAUAAAUAUAACACUAUGAUUAGGCACUUAACGCUGCGCAAAGUGUUAUACUUAGUAUAAAAAUAUAUUAUGCAACCUUAAUGAAAUGACCAAAAUAUAAUGGGUAUCAAAAUUUAAGAACACUCAACAUAACGACACAUGGAAGAAAUAGGCAGUUUUUAUCCUCAUUUCAUUGACUUCAUUAACAAAGUAAGUAUAAAAACAAUAAAACAUAAGUAGGUAUUUUUUUUAAUUUUAAUUAAGUAUUUGAUACAAUCUCCUUCCACACAUAUAAUAUCGUUAUCGCUACAAAAAAACCUUAUUCGGAAUUCGAAAAAUAAUAUAUUUAAGUUAUUUGAAUUUAGAAAAUAGAUUGAUUUAUUGUUGUCCUGUCGUUUCUGAGUGAUAAAUAACAAUUGUUAUUUUUUAAAUAUUUGGAUUAAUUGGUCAUAUUCCAUUUGUUAGUGGUGUUUAUUAAUAUUCAACAUGGAUAUGGCAGGCGCAGCCGGCGCAGCCGCCGACGACGAAGAAGACAAGUUUGAGCCCGACGAAAAACAUGAGAAAAUACGGCGCAUGUCCAAGAGGCAGUCUACGAUUCCAAAGCCGGAAUACGGGAACCCAUUGCGUGUUGAUGUGGACCGAACUGCCUUGGAAGCCAUCCUCGAUGUCAGCCAGCGCCUCAAGGAUAUUCAGAGAAAAAGCAGGCUUUCUCAGGGUUCUUUGGCCCUGGGCCAUGAGUCUUAUAAAGACAAGCAAGCAAGAGCUAAGGAAGCUCGUAAUAAUCGCAUCGGCAAUAUGAAAAGUCAACACGUGUAUCUGCUGGAAUUGGCUGCACUAAUGCUGAACCGGCCCAUGGACUAUGUGCUGGAAGGUGUCUAUGAUGCAGAUGUUCACAUAGACCUAUUAAACAGUUGUAUUGCUGAAGGAGGCAGGAACUGUGUUUUUGUGUGUGAUGCCCUCUUACCUCCAUUAAAAAUGGAAUCUGGUCGAUUCAUACCGAAUCAGAAAGGAAAAAUGGAGAGAUCAUAUAUUUCUGACGGGUCCAGUAUUGAAACAGAAGGACAGUGUAUUGCUAUGUACAGAAUCAAAAAUAAACUUAUUGAAGCAAAAAAUAUAGCCGAGGAUUAUUUUUUCGUACAUUUUGACGUCAAUCAAGAGAAAGAGAAUGUAGUAUCGGCUGCAUACAAAACAUUAACCAAAGUGUACAUCCCCGCACUGAUGGUCUGCAAGGCCUGGGGUGACAUCAACCCGCCCAACCCGAACAGCGAGGAGAUUAUCAAGUUUUAUAUUUCUAAGAUAAUGCUGUUUAUUGAUUAUCUUGCAAAAACUAAAAUAGAUCUAGAUUGUUGCACAAAGUUCAAAAUAAAUAUGGCACUUUAUGAUGAAGAGUUAUCAGAUCAGGAAAAAAUGAAACAAGCUAUAACUAAAACGCAAGUAUUAGAGGAAGUAUGCUCGUUUGUUAAACAGUGGGUUAAACAAAUCACUAUGGUUCUGGUGCAAAGUCAGCAACUGCGACGUGAACCAUCAAACAUUGGACCUCUGGCAGAACUGGAUCACUGGCGCCGCCAACUCACUGCCUUCACCUCAAUCAUCGAGCAUGUAAAGAGUACGCCCUGCCAAAUGUAUAUACAUACACUUAUUAGAGCCAAAUCUAAACUCCUUAAGAAAUGGAGACAGUUGGAUAAUAUGGUAACUGAUUACUACAACGAAGCGUUUGAUAAUGUGAAAUAUUUAUAUGCUCUAGAAAAGUACUGUGAACCAUUGUACAGAUGUGAUCCGCACACGAUGCAGCAGUUUAUACCGGGACUCCUUUACACCGUAAGAAUGAUAUUCGCAACCUCGAGGUACUAUAACACAACGAAACAAAUAUCCACCUUGCUGGUAAAAGUUACUAAUCAAAUACUAAACAUGUGCAUGGACUUUCUGACCAAUGGCGGCAAGAAAACUAUUUGGAAUCAAGAUAAACUUAAUUUUAUUAAGAAAGCAAAGCUUUGCUUAGCCCUUUAUAGUUUUUAUCGAGAAUGCUACAAUGAAACACAGAAAGAGAUGAUGGAAACAGCUGGUGAACGGCCCUUUGAUUGCUCAGAGAUGUACAUUUUUGGAAAAUUUGAAACUUUUAAGAAAAGAUUGCUAAAGAUAAUAGAUUUAUUUCAGACUUACAUAACAUAUUAUGUUUUGAAUAAAACUACCUUAGAAGGAAUUGAGGAAUAUGCUACAAAUUUCAACAAACUUUUCAAACAAAUAUCAUCGAAAACAUAUGAUGCUCUAGAUCACAGACGGCCUGAUUUUGAUAAAGACUACAAAAUAUACAAAGACAAUGUUGCUAAUCAAGAGUUAUUGCUUGAAAACUUCAUGAUUAAUAGUGUAAAUUUAUGUCCUACGACUGAGAUAGCAUUAUUAUUGUUGAAAAGAUUUGAGAAAUUAAAAUUAGAUUGCUUGUAUCUUGAAGAUCAGUACUACGACCUGAUCAGCAAAUACACCUCUGAAAUUGAAAUGAUACGAGAUAGGUACAAUGAAGAACGAGAACAUCCAGAACUACCUAGAAAUAUGCCGCCGGUUGCUGGUAGAAUUAUGUGGAUAAGAUUUUAUGACGACAAUAUCAAAAAACCAAUGAAAGUUUUUAUACAGCAUCAUGAAGUUAUAACACAUAUGAACACGCAAAGAUGCAUAAAGUUGUAUAAUGUAAUGCAAAUCGUAUUUACGGAGUAUGAAUUGAUUUACCAUGAUGCUUGGGCGGAGAAUGUUGACCAGGUACGGUUAGGUUUGAUCGCUCCACUACUAAUCCGCCACCCUGCAACGAACAUGUUCGUUGUGAACUUUAAUAUCUACAUACCAGAAUGCAUCAGAGAGGUAGAAUACAUGUGGCAACUGGGACUAACUGUACCUGAUUCUGCACAGAUUGUAGCCUUUUGCAAAGGUAAAAUAUAUUACAACUACGAACGAAUCAAAUCUUUGGUUGAAAGGAACAACCAGAUAAGAAUAAGCAUGCCGAAGUUGUAUCUACCGCUCCUACGAGCGCAACUGAUAAAAAUAGACAAAGCUUUUCAACCAGGAUUAUCGACUAUCACCUGGACGUCGCUGGAAAUACGUGAUUAUUGUCAGAACAUCGAAAAAGCACUUAACGAAGUUGAUCUUUUUGUAAAAGAGGUGGUGGAUAUGAAAGAAGCUCGUAUAGACGCUAUUAUGAAAUCAAUAACAAAAACCUUAUUAGUAUACUUGCCCGAAAAAGCGGUAGAACCAAACGUAUUUUACGAAGAAAAUGUUGUGAGGCGUGACGAAAUUGCACUGGAACUCCAGAAAAAAUCAUGGAACGCUGAGAUCGCUGUUAUAGAGCUUAUACAUAAAUUCUUAAUGAGUGUCCCCUCUAAACAAAUUCAUGACUUGGUAAAUAAUUGGUUGGAUACUGAAAAAGCACUGAAACAGGUCACAUCUGCCACUAGAGUGUUGCCCGAUGACGCUGCUUUCAUGGAAGUCGAAAACCCUGAACGUUAUGAAACUCUGCACGCAAUUAAUGAGUGUAACGAAUUAUUCGCUUAUUUUGCAACCAAAUGUUUGGAGUCGCUUAUAAAAUGUACUAGACAAAGUUUGGACUUGCUAAGGCGUCGAGCUUCUGUCUCCAGCUUUCUUACGAUGACCAUUGACCCGGAAGAGCAGAAGAAGUUAAAACCGCUCAUGUUGACGAAGAUGUACUUACAAAUACCAAGAAUAUCAAUAAAACCUACUCUGGAAGACAUACAAUCAGCGUUUUCACAGGUGGUGUUGAAUUGUAUUAUGGACGUACACCGUAAUGUUUACAUGUGGGGUCAACAAGAUCUAAUAAACAAAGAAAAAUCACAAGGAUUUAAUCUAAAUCAGUCCCAUAGUGUAGGAAGUGGUUCAAGAUCAGGUUCUAGCAUCGGUGGUGUCAGAAAUUAUUUCCGAAUGGUCUCCGAGCAUAAAGAAAUAGUCAGAUCAGUGAUGGCAUUGCAAGGAAUGAUGUACAUGUAUAAACCAGAUAUUGAAAAAUUACUAAAGAGCUAUGGAAGAUUUUCUCACCUAUGGGCAGAAGACAGAGUUCAAAUUGUGCAAGACUUUGUAGAUUCAAAUCCUCUAAAUGUCAUAAUCAGAGACAUGCUGAAAAAGUAUGAAGGUCAAACAGAUGAAGUCAAUAAUCUACCAGAGAGGCACAUUAUUGGAUCUAUUGAAAUUAAUAUGGAUAAUAUUAAGUUGGGUCUAUAUCUGGAAUCAAUAGAAUGGAAAAGGAUUCUGGGUAAAUUGUUAAACCGAGCAUAUAGAGAGCGUGUACAAAAGUUAAUGCAAUUCAUCAAAGAUCGCAUGAAAACCAUGGGAAAAAAAAUUAAGGAUUUGGAUGACGUCAGAGUGGCUAUGAUGUGCCUAGAAUUAAUUCGAGAAGAAUUCAUUGGAAUGGACAUGGAAUUGGAUUUGAUUGAAGAGAGUUACGUGACUUUAGCUCAGUUCAAUAUCGAUAUUCCUAAAGAAGAUGCAGAUAUGGUCUACGGCUUACGAUACGCGUUCCAAAACAUGUUGUUGACUUCACAACAAGUACAGCAAAAAAUAGUGGACAUGCAAGGUCCGUUGCAAACGGAGCUGACAGAGGGUGUGGCCACAUUCUUGGAAGAUGUGUUGAAGUUCGACGCUGAUUAUGACGCGUUUGGCCCAAUGACACCUGGCCUAUCCGCGAGGGAAGCUAGUGACAGAGUGAUCAUGUUCCAGUCACGAUUUGAUGAACUAUGGCGACGUUUCGAAAUGUAUUCCAACGGUGAAAAACUAUUCGGAAUGGAAGUAAAAGAUUAUCCAAUCCUCCACCAAAAGAAGAAAGAAUUCAACCUAUUAAACAAAUUGUAUAGUUUGUAUCUUGCUGUAAUGAAUUCGAUCGACGGUUACUUUGAAACGCCUUGGGUCGAGAUUAAUAUUGAACAAAUUGUAUCUCAACUAGCUGAAUUCGACCUCAGGUGUCGCAAGCUGCCGAAGGGAAUGAAAGACUGGCCGGCUUUUAUUGAUUUGAAAAAGAAAAUCGAUGACUUUAAUCAAACUUGUCCGCUACUUGAACUAAUGGCUGAUAAGUCUAUGAAAGACCGACAUUGGCGAAGACUGGAGAAACUUAUGAAUUGUGUGUUGGACGUGGAAUCUGAUUCGUUCACUUUAGCUAAUGUAAUGGAAGCUCCACUAUUGAAAUAUAGGGAAGAAGUUGAGGAUAUAUGCAUCAGUGCUGUGAAGGAGAAGGAUAUCGAGGCCAAAUUGAAGCAAGUGAUGGCUGACUGGGCGGUCGUGGACCUGAUGUUCGCGCCCUUCAAGAACCGCGGUGAACUGCUCAUCAGAGCGCAAGAAACAAUCGAUAUUAUCACUCUUCUUGAAGAUUCGCUCAUGGUUCUGAAUUCUCUGGCUUCAAACAGAUACAACGCGCCUUUUAAAAAGGAUAUUUUGCUCUGGAUUAAUAAACUAGUAAACACGAGUGAGAUCUUAGAAAAGUGGCUGCAAGUACAGAAUCUCUGGAUGUAUUUGGAGGCGGUGUUCGUUGGUGGCGAUAUCGCUAAGCAACUGCCACAAGAGGCCAAGCGAUUUGCAAGUAUUGAUAAAUCAUACGUCAAGAUAAUGUAUAGAGCUCGCGAUAUCAUAAACUGUGUGGAAGUUUGCACUGCGGAUGAUUCUCUGAAGCAAAUGUUGCCACACUUAUACCAACAGCUAGAAGCGUGCCAGAAGUCGCUCACUGGGUAUCUGGAAACGAAGCGUCUCAUCUUCCCUCGCUUCUUCUUCGUCUCUGAUCCUGUGCUACUUGAGAUUCUAGGCCAAGCGUCGGACCCACACUCUAUACAGCCUCACUUGCCGAGUAUUUUCGAUGCUAUGUAUACGGUGGAUUUCGACGACAAGGAAAGGAUUGUAAACAUGAACUCCGCCAAUGGAGAAACAAUCCCUCUGGAAAGACCCGUCGCUUGUGUUGGAGGAGUAGAGAUUUGGUUGAACGUUUUACUAGAUACGAUGAAAGAUACUGUGCGAAAUAUGAUCGCUACUAUUAAUCAAACUAUAUCGGGUGAUCCAGAAUUCGAGUUCCUUUCUGGAUUUUGGCACUACCCGGGGCAGGCCGGUUUGCUUGGAAUGCAAGUUCUUUGGACCUCUGAUGCGGAAUACGCUUUGCGGAAGGCUAAGGCAGACCGCUACAUCAUGAGGAUCACUAAUCAAAAAUUUUUGGAUUUGCUUAACGGACUGAUCGACCAAACGGUUACGGAUCUAGCUCCACUAGACAGGACACGAGUGGAAACUAUGAUUACUAUUCAUGUGCAUCAAAGAGACAUCUUUGAUGACUUAGUACGCAUGCGUAUCAAGUCUCCGGGAGAUUUCGAAUGGCAGAAACAAGCUCGCUUCUACUACUUUGACGAAACAGACGACUGUAUUGUAUCUAUCACAGAUGUAGACUUCCUCUACCAGAAUGAAUACUUAGGUAUAACGGAGCGUCUUGUGAUUACUCCGCUAACUGAUAGGUGCUACAUCACGUUGGCACAAGCUAUCGGUAUGAGCAUGGGCGGAGCUCCCGCCGGGCCUGCCGGUACAGGCAAAACCGAAACCACCAAGGACAUGGGCAGAACCUUAGGCAAACUUGUGAUUGUCUUCAAUUGUUCCGACCAGAUGGACUUCAGAGGUCUGGGUCGUAUUUACAAAGGUCUUGCUCAGUCGGGUACUUGGGGCUGUUUUGAUGAAUUCAACCGCAUAGAGUUACCGGUGCUUUCUGUUGCUGCUCAGCAGAUUUACAUCUGUCUCACAGCGCGUCGCGAGAAAAAAGAGUUCUUCAUAUUCAGCGACGGAGACGUGGUAAGCUUAAAUCCGGAGUUUGCGUUCAUCAUCACAAUGAAUCCCGGUUAUGCGGGACGACAAGAGUUGCCAGAGAAUUUGAAAAUCCAGUUCCGUUCUGUAGCCAUGAUGGUGCCCGACAGGCAGAUCAUCAUUCGAGUCAAGUUGGCUAGUUGCGGUUUCAAAGAAAACAUUUUACUGGCGCGCAAAUUCUUCACGCUGUACAAGCUCUGUGAGGAGCAACUAUCAAAACAAGUACAUUAUGAUUUUGGUCUCAGAAACAUUUUGUCAGUAUUGAGAACUAUGGGAGCUCAGAAACGAUCUAAUCCAGAAAGCACAGAAGAAAAUAUUAUGAUGAGAGUGUUGAAAGAAAUGAAUGUAUCGAAACUAGUCGAUGAAGACGAACCGUUAUUCUUAUCUUUAAUUGAAGAUUUGUUUCCUGGGAUGAAAUUGACGCAGACUGUACAGAGGGAAAUGCAACGCGCUAUAGCACUAAUCACCGAACGCACUGGAUUAGUAAAUCACCCAGAAUGGAACUUAAAGAUUAUUCAGUUGUUUGAGACGUCUCUGGUGCGACACGGUCUGAUGACCAUGGGGCCCAGUGGCUCUGGCAAGACUACAUGCAUUCAUACUUUGAUGGCUGCUCUCACUGAAGUCGGUAGACCACACAAAGAGAUGAGGAUGAACCCCAAGGCUAUAACGGCUCCGCAAAUGUUCGGACGUUUGGACGUAGCGACAAACGACUGGACGGAUGGCAUAUUCUCUACGCUUUGGAGACGAGCUUUGAAGGUUCCCAAACAAAACACAUCUUGGAUAGUUCUGGACGGACCUGUAGACGCCGUAUGGAUUGAGAACUUAAACUCUGUACUGGAUGACAAUAAGACGCUAACAUUAGCAAACGGCGACAGAAUCACUAUGGCUCAGAACAGUAAGCUAGUGUUUGAGCCUGACAACGUGGAUAACGCUUCUCCAGCUACUGUCAGUCGAGUAGGCAUGGUGUUCUUGUCUUCUUCCGUACUGAAAUGGCAACCUAUUCUAGAGGGUUGGCUUAAAAAAAGAACACAAAAAGAAAUGGAUUCACUACGCAACGCUUUUAAUAAAAUUUACGACGAUGUUCACUCAUACGUGCAGCAAAAGCUAGUCGCGAAAAUGAAAAUUCUUGAGGCUAUUUACAUCAGACAAUGUAUUGAUGUGUUGACUGGUUUGCUUGAAAUUGAAGUACCUAGCGGAAAGGCACAUACGGAUCGGCACCUAGAGCGACUUUUCCUUUUCUCCAUGAUGUGGUCGUUGGGUUCCGUGCUGGAGCUGGACAUGCGCACUCGCAUGGCGGAGUUUAUGACUAAAUUGCCUGCCAAAUUGGACUGGCCUGGAGCUAAGUCAAAAGAAUGGAUUCACCCUUUCGAGUACAUGGUCAAUAGUGCAGGAGCCUGGCAGCAUUGGUCCGAAAUCGUUGAGGAUUACAUCUACCCUUCCGACCACGUUCCUGAAUAUGCAUCAAUUUUGGUGCCUAAUGUCGACAACGUGUGUAUAACGUUCUUGAUUGAUACCAUCGCUAAACAGAACAAGGCUGUACUUUUGAUAGGUGAACAAGGAACCGCUAAAACAGUAAUGCUGAAAAGCUAUAUGGCCAAAUACGAUAAUGAAGUUAAAUUGUUUAAGAUGAUUAACUUCUCCUCUGCGACUACCCCGAAUAUGUUCCAGAGAAUCGUCGAAUCGUACGUGGAGAAACGUGUGGGCAUGACAUAUGGGCCGCCCGGCGGGAGAGCUAUGACAAUAUUCGUAGAUGACAUCAAUAUGCCGGUUGUCAACGAAUGGGGUGACCAGGUAACGAAUGAAAUUGUGCGGCAAAUGAUGGAGUGCGGCGGUUUUUAUUCAUUAGAAAAGCCUGGAGAAUUUAUUAUUGUUGCUGAUAUACAAAUGUUCGGAGCCAUGAUCCAUCCUGGCGGUGGACGAAAUGAUAUUCCGCCUCGUCUUAAGAGACAGUUCAAUACUUUUAACUGCACUUUACCAAGCGAUGUUUCUAUGGAUAAAAUAUUUGAAACUAUUAGCGCUGGAUAUUUCUGCAAAUCACGUUUUGACAAGAAAAUUGUUGAAUUCAUGCCUAGACUUGUAUCUGUAACUCGUAUUAUUUGGCAGCAAACUAAGGUGAAAAUGUUACCGACGCCAGCCAAAUUCCACUACGUGUUCAAUUUGCGAGACUUGUCUCGCAUUUGGGAAGGAAUUUUAUUCAUCCACAAAGAAGAACUGCCUUCGGUUAAGACAGCAAUCAAAUUGUGGUUCCAUGAGUGUCUAAGAGUAAUAUCUGACAGAUUCACGGAAUACGAAGACAAGGAUUGGUUCACGGCAAACUUCUGGAAAACCGCUGCCGCUGAAUUACCAGAUGCAGUAAGUGAGUUCCCAGAGACGGAAACGUACUUUGUUAAUUUUCUCCGGGAGCCGAUUGAUCCCACUGGCGACGAAGAUGAAGAUUUCAGUACUGACGCACCUAAGAUAUAUGAAGAGCUACCUUCAUGGGACUUUGUACUAAUGAAACUUGGUCAGUUCCAAGACCAGUUCAACGAAGCUGUCAGAGGAGCACACUUGGACUUAGUGUUUUUCCUUGACGCCAUGGUGCAUCUGUUCAUUAUUUCGCGAAUUAUCAACACGCCAAGAGGUAACGCCUUACUCGUGGGCGUCGGUGGAUCUGGCAAACAAAGUUUGACGAAACUAGCGUCGUUCAUAGCUAAUUUCCGAUUCUAUCAAAUUACACUGACUAGAUCAUACAAUGUGAACAACUUUAUGGAUGAUAUAAAAAUCCUAUAUCGUGUGGCGGGUCUUCAAGGACAGGGUAUCUCAUUCAUAUUUACGGACAAUGAUAUCAAAGAUGAGCAGUUUCUGGAGUUUCUGAACAACAUAUUAAGCUCGGGCGAGAUCGCUAAUCUCUUCCCCAAGGAAGAGAUGGAUGAAAUUAUGAAUGAGUUAACGCCAAUAAUGCAUAAAUAUGCUCCUAGAAGAAUACCCGUACCGGAUGUACUUUACGAAUAUUUCAUUAUGCGCUCUAGAGCAAAUUUGCACGUAGUGCUAUGUUUCUCCCCGGUUGGAGAAAAGUUCAGAAGUCGAGCAUUGAAAUUCCCUGGACUUAUAUCUGGUUCUACAAUUGAUUGGUUCCAGAAGUGGCCACGACAAGCUCUAAUAGAAGUAGCUCAACAUUUCCUGGCAGAGUUCACGGUGAUCUGUUCUCCAGAAACUAAAACUCAGCUUAUAGAAAUCAUGGGAUCAGUCCAAGACAACGUGGCUAGUGCUUGCACGACUUACUACGAUCGGUUUAGGAGACAAGCUCAUGUCACCCCUAAAUCGUAUCUCUGCUUCCUUGAUGGCUAUAAAACCCUUUAUAAGGAAAAACAUUUAGGUAUUGCAGAGAUGGCUAAAAGAAUGACUACUGGUUUAGACAAGCUCGUGGAAGCUGCUGCGAGUGUAGACGUCCUGAAGAAAGAGUUGGAAGUUAAGGAACAAGAAAUUAAAGUGGCAACCGCCAACGCGGAAGAGGUGCUAGCGGCAGUAGCAGAGUCAGCUGCGGCCGCCGAAGUGGUAAAGGCAGGCGUGCUGGAAGUGAAGGAGCGCGCCGUGCAGCUCGUGAGCGUGAUUGCGGCCGAGACCGCCAUCGCCGAGGAGAAGCUCGCAGACGCCAAGCCGGCUCUCGAAGCCGCCGAGGCUGCCCUGCUGACAAUUAACGCUGCUGAUAUUGCGACUGUACGAAAAUUGGGCAAACCGCCAUUCCUCAUCACACUUAUUAUGGAUUGCGUAAUUUUACUGUUCAGGAAGAAAAUCGAAUCUGUGAAACCUGAUCCUGAAAAGAAUUUCUUAAUAGCAUCCUGGGGCGAAUCCUUAAAAGUUAUGGCGGACUCAAAAUUUCUGAACAACUUGAAGUUUUAUCCAAAAGACGAAAUCAAUGCAGAAAUGGUAGAUUUACUUCAACCUUAUUUUAACUUUAGUCAGUAUACGUUCGAAGCAGCUAAGGUCGCUUGUGGCAAUGUAGCCGGUUUAAUAUCCUGGACUAUCGCUAUGGCUCAGUUCUACUCCGUCAACAAAGAUGUGCUGCCGUUGAAGGCUAACCUAGCUGUGAUGCAGGGCAAAUAUCAGGCAGCCAAGAAGGAACUCGACGCCGCCGAAGCGCAAUUGGAAGCUAAAGAGCGCGAGUUGGCACACGUGCAAGCACAAUUUGACGAGGCUAUGUCGCUAAAGCAAGCUGUACUAGACGACGCAGCUAAAUGCCAAUCAAAAAUGGACGCCGCCACCGCCCUGAUCAACGGUCUAAGUGGUGAGAGGAUCCGAUGGACCGAACAGUCCGCCCUCUUCAAAUCAGAAAUCGAGAGACUAGUUGGAGAUAUAUUAUUACUCGUUGGAUUUUUAUCCUACUCUGGUCCAUUUAACCAAGAAUUCCGCAACUUGUUGUUAAGCACUUGGCUUAAUGAGCUGUUAAAAAGGAAGAUACCAGUGUCAAUGAAUCUCAACAUCACUGAAUCGCUGACUGACACUGCCACGAUCGGCGAUUGGAACCUGUGCGGCUUGCCAACUGACGAUUUGUCGAUUCAGAAUGGUAUCAUUGUAACAAAGGCUGCACGUUUCCCACUUCUCAUCGACCCCCAGAUUCAAGGGAAGAAUUGGAUCAAGAACAUGGAAAAGGCAAACGAUCUCAUCGUUACUACUCUCAAUCACAAAUAUUUCAGGAAUCACGUAGAAGACUGCGUGUCCCUGGGCAGACCAAUGUUGAUCGAAGACGUCCAGGAAGAAUUAGAUCCGGCGUUGGACAAUAUCUUGGAAAAGAACUACAUCAAGAUCGGUUCGUCUUACAAAGUAAGACUUGGAGAUAAAGAAGUCGACGUGACGGCAGGACAUAGAAUUUAUAUAACCACAAAACUGCCUAACCCAGCGUAUACGCCUGAAAUUUCAGCUCGAACUUCCAUUAUAGAUUUUACUGUCACCAUGCAAGGUUUGGAAGAUCAGCUGCUAGGUCGUGUUAUAUUGACGGAGAAGGCUGAGCUGGAGUCUGAGCGAACCCAGCUGAUUACAGACGUGACGAGUAACCGUCGCAGACUGAAGGAGCUCGAAGCCAAUUUAUUGCACAAGCUCACGACUAUACAGGGGUCACUCGUAGAGGACGUGUCUCUUAUUCAAGUGUUGAAUAUCACAAAGUCUACCGCUACUGAGGUAAAAGAAAAACUGGAUACUGCAAAAGAGACCGAGUUGAAGAUCAACGCGGCUCGUGAGGAGUUCCGACCCGUAGCCACCAGAGGAUCUGUGCUUUACUUCCUCGUGUGUAACAUGUCUCUCGUCUGCAAUAUGUACCAAACUUCACUAGCGCAGUUUCUCGAAAGAUUCGAUAUCUCCAUGGAUAGGUCUACCCCAAGCCCCAUCACCUCCAGAAGAAUUAAUUUCAUUAUUGAUUAUCUGACCUUUGACGUGUUCAAAUAUAUAAGUAGAGGAUUCUAUGAGAAGCACAAAUAUUUGUUCACUGUCCUAUUAACCUUGAAAAUUGAUAUGAAUAAAGAAUACAUAACGUUUGAAGAAUUCCAGACCUUCAUUAAAGGUGGCGCUGCACUAGACCUAAAUGCGUGCCCGCCGAAACCAUACAAGUGGAUUACAGACAUGUCUUGGUUAAAUCUUGUACAGCUCUCGACUCUUCGCCAAUUCACCAAUAUUCUCGAUCAGGUAUCAAAUAACGAGAAAGGUUGGAAGGCUUGGUUCGACAAAGAAGCGCCAGAGGACGAAACGUUGCCCGAUGGAUACCACAACUUGGACGUAUUCAGAAAACUACUAGUAGUGAGAGCCUGGUGUCCAGACAGAACUUUGGCGCAAAGUUUGAAAUAUGUGUGUUCAUCAAUGGGCAAAAGGUAUUCUGAAGCCGUCAUAGUGAAUUACGAGCAAAUGGUCAUGGAAUCGCGUCCUUUGGUACCCCUGAUCGGGUUCUUAGCCAUGGGGUCGGACCCCACUCCGUCUAUCGAAAUAACUGCAAAGCGCUUGGAGUGCUUGUGUUCAGCAAUAUCCAUGGGACAAGGGCAAGAAGUACACGCAAGGAAAUUAAUCGAUCGCGCCCUUUCCGAGGGCUUGUGGGUGUUAUUACAAAACUGCCAUCUGGGCUUGGAGUACAUGGUGGAAAUUAUGGAGCAGUUCUCAGAAUUGGAAAAAGACCCAGAAGCAAUUCACGAAACAUUCCGACUAUGGAUAACUACAGAAGUUCACCCAAGAUUCCCUAUAACAUUGUUACAAAUGUCUAUUAAAUACACAUGCGAACCGCCCUCAGGCAUAAAAGCUGGUCUCAUGAGGACAUAUGAUUCCAUGAGUCAGGAUUUCUUAGAUUAUAGCGACAGUCCAUUCUACUUGCCAAUGAUAUUUACUGUUUCUUUCUUGCACACCGUCGUCCAAGAGAGAAGGAAGUUCGGACCUCUUGGUUGGAACAUACCUUACGAAUUCAAUUCUGCAGAUUGGUUGUCUUCUUGCAUGUUUGUACAAAAUCAUUUGGAUUCUUUGGAUCCAGGACAGAACAUUAGCUGGACUACAGUUCGGUACAUGAUAUCAGCGGUACAGUAUGGCGGGCGUGUCACUGAUGAUUACGACACGCGUCUGUUAGUGUGUUUCACGCGUGUCUGGCUCUCGGACCAGUUGUUCAAUGAAGAUUUUCAAUUCUACAAGGGUUAUGGAAUAAUGAAAUUCAAGAAUAUCCCCGAAUAUCUCGAAGAGAUUGAAAAGAUGAAAACAACAGAUCCUCCUCAGGCGUAUGGACUGCACACCAAUGCUGAUAUUACUUAUCAGCGCGCUGUGGUUCAAGAUUUGUUAGACACAAUACUAUCAAUACAACCUAAGGAAUCUGGUGGUGGUAGUGGUGAGAGUCGCGAAGCUUCCGUCUAUCGCCAGUCUAAAGAAAUGCUGGAUAAGGUGCCAAGUAAUUACGACCCGCAUGAAGUCAAAGAAAGAUUGAGAUUCUAUGGAAUGCUGAACUCGAUGGUAAUAUUUUUACGCCAAGAAAUUGACCGAAUGCAAAAAGUGAUUGGUCUUGUGCGGACGACAUUAAAAGAUCUGCUUCUUGCCAUCGAUGGUACCAUAAUUAUGAACGAAGCACUACGUGAGUCGCUUGAUGCAAUAUACGAUGCAAAAGUACCAAAAAUAUGGUUAAAAAGUUCUUGGUCAUCGUCAACUCUUGGAUUCUGGUUUACAGAAUUUUUAGAAAGAAAUAUGCAAUUUUCUUCUUGGUGUUUCAUAGCUCGACCUUUUUCAUUUUGGAUGACUGGAUUUUUCAAUCCACAAGGUUUCCUAACAGCUAUGCGGCAAGAAGUGACUCGAGCUCAUAAAGGAUGGGCAUUGGACAUGGUUACUUUACAUAAUGAUGUCACUAAGUUCUCAUUGGAAGAAAUCAAAGCACCUCCACCGGAAGGUGUAUUUGUACACGGUGUGUACCUGGACGGUGCGGGUUGGGACCGACGCAAUAACAGGCUCUGCGAAUCAACACUCAAAGUCCUAUACACGCCGCUUCCUGUCAUUCACGUAUAUGCCAUCAAUUCCACCGCACCCAAGGAUCCAAAGCUUUAUCAGUGUCCGGUAUAUAAAAAACCGAACCGUACAGGACUUACAUUCAUCACACCGUUGUGGCUGCCUACUAUCAAAAACCCUGACCACUGGAUGCUCAGGGGAGUCGCUAUACUUUGCGACAUCAAGUAAAAUCUCAAGAUUAUCGACUAUUUUAUAUGUUAAUCAAGUUUUUACAAUGAUCGCUUUUUCCUUAUAUUAUAGUUUGUAGUU
Messenger RNA from Pectinophora gossypiella (pink bollworm), 15496 nucleotides. RefSeq names its product dynein axonemal heavy chain 8 (gene kl-3). Gene Ontology annotation, molecular function: dynein intermediate chain binding; dynein light intermediate chain binding; ATP binding. The transcript has 91 exons. The record is from RefSeq and is a predicted model, not a curated record. The coding region runs from base 1427 to 15415 and encodes 4662 amino acids. Gene Ontology annotation, biological process: microtubule-based movement. Gene Ontology annotation, cellular component: dynein complex. NCBI's taxonomy places the organism in Eukaryota, Metazoa, Arthropoda, Insecta, Lepidoptera, Gelechiidae.